Messenger RNA from Aspergillus calidoustus, 990 nucleotides. NCBI's taxonomy places the organism in Eukaryota, Fungi, Ascomycota, Eurotiomycetes, Eurotiales, Aspergillaceae. The record is from the annotation of a GenBank genome assembly.
AUGGCUUACCAUCGAGAAUCCUUCUCUUCAACAUCUUCCUCCUCCUCAUCCCUCUACUCAUUCUCGACGCAGACGCCAUCCCGAUCCGGUUCCCGAAAACAGGGCCCCUCAACCCAGAAACUCAAGUUGAAGCGGUGGUUCUCGUCGCAUCUCCUCUCGCCUCGACAGACGUCGGAUCCUACCACUGUUACUGCAACAAGUAAUACCACCACUGCAACCACUACGGCGAACACGCUUAUCCCUGACAAUAUCCCGACCACAACUGCCCAGAGCUCGAAGCUAUCCCGGAAGUCUUCGGCUUCACAGUCGCAUUCGCAGUCCUCGUCGCCACUGGGGAUAAAACCCCACCAGGAUCCGAUCUGCAAUCACAAUCCAGAACACAACUACAACAACCCCAUCUCAUACCGCGACAAACGAACAAUCCACAUCCAAACAGAAUACACCUCACCCAACGACCCCGUCUCAGACUCCUACGCCGCCUUCUGCCGCGCAUUCACCUCGUCGCCAUCCCCCGAACACCAACGCCAGAAGCGGAUCCCACUCCCGCGACUGCCAGCCUCAUCACCAGACAACGACAACCUCGAAAUAGAAACAGAAACAGAGUUCCAGAGACAGGGAAUCGAGAGGACGGCGGGCACAGCUGAAUAUGAGCUGGGGUCGGGGGCUCCGUUUGUGAUUGGAAGUGCGAUUGCGUCUGCGGCUGAGACUAGCCUCUCUGUGCGGGACGACCGGGCUGCACCGAGCGCUUCGCCCGCGAUACGAUUCCUUCCUGUCGGUGCGCAUGGGUAUCUUCCUGCGGGCUGGGCGUUGCCGAGACCGCCCACGCCACCACCGGGAAUUCUCACCCCGGAACGGUAUCAGGAGAUGCAGCGAACGGCCGAGGAGGAGAAGGAGAAUGAGAAGAAAGAUAAGCGGGAUGGAGGCCGGUUGACGUGGUGCCUGCCCAUUCGAGUAUCCUGGGCGCCGUGGGGCAGGCCCAAGGAGCCUUAA